Daucus carota subsp. sativus is the source of this 696-nucleotide messenger RNA. Its product is annotated as long-chain-alcohol O-fatty-acyltransferase-like. Gene Ontology annotation, biological process: lipid metabolic process. The record is from RefSeq and is a predicted model, not a curated record. Lineage: Eukaryota; Viridiplantae; Streptophyta; Magnoliopsida; Apiales; Apiaceae. The transcript has 2 exons. Bases 1 to 696 code for a protein of 231 amino acids.
AUGUGUGCAAUCUUUGCCCAAUCAUUGCUAGGAGUGGAGCUUAAGCAACCAUUUGAUCAGCCAUUACUGUCAACAUCCCUUGCCGAUUACUGGGGUAAAAGAUGGAACUUGAUUUCAACAGAUAUCCUGCGGUUAACCAUAUUCAGACCAAUAUACCGAUACAUUUCAAGAAAAUUUAACAGUAAAUUGGCUUACAGUGUCGCCAUCAUGGCCACAUUUUUCGUGUCAGGACUUAUGCAUGAGCUGCUAGACUAUCACAUAUUUCGGACAGUCUCCAAUUGGGGUUACACAUAUUUUUUUCUCAUGCAUGGGUUGUGUGUGGUUAUAGAGGGUGAUCUGAUAAACAAGUUUGGCAGCCGAUGGCAUCUACCUCAAGUAAUUGCAGGGCCAAUACUUAUUUUAUUUGUGUCGAGCACGUUUAUUUGGCUUGUGAACGGUGAAUUGAUGCAGAAGAACAUGGAUGCAAUUGUGGUGAAGGAGUACAUGGCUGCAAUUGAAUUCUUGAUGAGUUUUGUUGGUCUGGAAGGGAAUGUAAAGCCAAUGUUCAACAGACUUAAGCCACAGAUGUUCAACAUUGCAAUGAACUACCAAGUGAAGACGAAACAGAUAUUCUCGAUGACAAUCAAUGAGGCAGCUUGUUCAGAUAAAGCCCAUGCCCAUCGUAUAAUGCUAAGCUUGGUGGGGGCUAACCCUUAA